Ornithodoros turicata is the source of this 637-nucleotide messenger RNA. Its product is annotated as AP-4 complex subunit sigma-1-like. Gene Ontology annotation, cellular component: intracellular membrane-bounded organelle. NCBI's taxonomy places the organism in Eukaryota, Metazoa, Arthropoda, Arachnida, Ixodida, Argasidae. Gene Ontology annotation, biological process: vesicle-mediated transport; protein transport. The record is from RefSeq and is a predicted model, not a curated record. Bases 131 to 556 code for a protein of 141 amino acids. The transcript is spliced from 5 exons.
AUGUGAUGUCAUAGCAACAAUGGUGUCGCGUCUUCCAGAAAGUGUCGUCUGCAAUCUCUGCAAUGGUCUGCGAUGCUGAAAUACACACUGAUACAGACUGAUACACGACCGUCUUGCGUAUCUCGUAGUCAUGCUAAAAUUUCUGCUGGUCGCUAAUGCAGAUCAGAGACUACGGUAUGCGUAUUAUUUUGACCAUGUUCCUAAGGAAGAGAGACAGGAACUAUCAAAUGCUCUAAUCGCCAAAUGUUCCUCGAGGAGUCAGUCAAGUUGCUCUUUUAUAAACCACAAGGAGUUCAAUGUUGUGUACAGGAAGUUCGGACCUUUGCUCUUCAUUGUAGGGACUGAUGGAAAAGAGAACAAUUUGGCUGUCUACGAAUUCAUCCGGGCUUUCGUCGACGUCCUCGAUACAUAUUUCACAGGCAUGACUGAAAGACAUAUAAUCGCAAACCACCACAAAGUUCAUUUCAUCCUGCAGCAGAUGGUCAGCAAUGGAAGCAUUGUGGAAACCAACAUAAAAAAUGUUCUCGCUCCAAUCAGGGCAUACGACAGUGCAUGACUGGGCGUAUUUUUUAUAUCAGUUGUUUAAGGCAUCUCAUUUUGCAACAAAAACGAAUUAAAAAAUAAAUGAAUCACUGAA